Talaromyces rugulosus is the source of this 1098-nucleotide messenger RNA. RefSeq lists its product as uncharacterized. The record is from RefSeq and is a predicted model, not a curated record. The coding region runs from base 1 to 1098 and encodes 365 amino acids. Lineage: Eukaryota; Fungi; Ascomycota; Eurotiomycetes; Eurotiales; Trichocomaceae. The transcript has 3 exons. Gene Ontology annotation, cellular component: Ino80 complex; nucleus. Gene Ontology annotation, biological process: chromatin remodeling.
AUGCCUUCAGACCAGGAGGAUGCCGUGUCCACGGCCGGCGAUGCGCCCGAUGCUUCAGCUCUUGCCCCGAAGCAGCCGUAUCGUUCGUUCAAAAAGAAAUUCGUCAAGCUCAAGGUCCAGUUUGAAUUGAAAAUGCGCGAGAGCGAGAACCUCGUGCGUGAGCGACUACGGGUUGAAGAUCUCUCCAAGUCGAUCCAAGAAACAAACGAUCAACUUUUAGAUGUGCUCAUGGAAUUCAAUGACAGCCUCCACAUUAAGCCCAGCCUUCGCUACGAUCUCGCUGCUCCCGAAGAGGACGCCCCGUUAUCGCCAGAAUCCGAAGACAUUGCGACGACAACGUACAGUGCAGCGGCUGCUAAAUCAGCCUUGAGAGAGGCGAGAGCCGAAUUAGAAGCUGGAGUGAUAACCCCGGACUCGUACCGUCGCUUGGAAGAGGGUAUAAAGCGAAACAGCACGUAUCAACCGGCAGUCAAAUACACCUCAUUACGGCAGAUUCCGCACAAUGAUCCUUCAGAGUUUUACCAAGAUGAAUCAGAAGAGGUUUCAUUGCGGUACAAGCUGGGAUACUUGACCCCGGAGCAUGAAACCGAGUACCUCCUCCGAACGGAUAUAGAAUUGGGCGAUCAAAACGCGAUCGCGCAACUCAGUACUCAAUUGCCCGACAAGUCGACCACCUUCACAGAGCGAAUGCGUGAUGCAAAUCUUGCAAACCCGAGCUCGGUGUAUAACUGGCUGCGGCGCAACACACCGCAGAUUUUCCUUCAAGACAACGACAACUCGUCUGAAAAGGGUGGUGGUGGCGGCGGUGGCGGCCCGCGCCCGAGCAAUCUGCGUACCUCGAAGCGAGCCUCUAGUGUACGCAAUCCCGCCAAGGAAGAAGACAUGUACGAUGAAGAUGGCAUUGCGCUGGAUACGCCCGAGCCCACCAGCUCCAAGGGCAAGCGCAAGCGUGAGGAAGACACUGGGUAUCGACCCAAGGGUGGACGAAGCGGCGGUACCAGCCGCAAAAAGAAGGAGACGGAGAGCAACAACAACACCAACACCAACACCAACUUUUCGGGUCGUCGAUCUAAACGCUCAUCUGGGGUUGGAGCUUAA